Leguminivora glycinivorella is the source of this 1581-nucleotide messenger RNA. Its product is annotated as vegetative cell wall protein gp1-like. The coding region runs from base 1 to 1581 and encodes 526 amino acids. The transcript is spliced from 2 exons. Lineage: Eukaryota; Metazoa; Arthropoda; Insecta; Lepidoptera; Tortricidae. The record is from RefSeq and is a predicted model, not a curated record.
AUGCCUUUGAAGAAGAAAAUCAGGAUCUCCGUCAACAAAUUGAUGAGAGCCCGACUGCGCUCAAAUGACCCGACGCGCGCCGAGGUGCCACCCCCGCCCCCUCGGGCAGGGUGGGUACUUCGAAAAACGCGAUGGGCCAUCUACCCGCAUCAAGUACGCCGACCGCGACGACCCCCCCCCGACCCGCCGGUUAGGGUGGGUAGUCUGAAACGCGAGUUUCUCGGCGUACCCACAUCAAACCACGAACCCGCCGCCGGCCACCCAGCGCCGCGGCCCACCGUCACACCGACCCCGGACGUCUCUACGACCCCGCGGGAAGUCCCUUUCCGGCCGCCCCCGUGCAGUCACCAGGAUCGUGAUCGUAUCCUGGCCGACGGCUCGGGUAAAGCCGGGUCCCCGCCCUUGUCACCUACCCAGGCGGCGAGCGGUAGGGAAGUAUACCGACGGUUACAGGGGCAUUUCCGCGGCGAGAACGUAGAGCUCCGGCCUGAAGACCUCGCAGUCCUCCGCUACGUGGAGGAAAACCCUGACACCAGACUAGCCAGUAUGCUGAGACAGAUAGGCUAUAUCCCACCUGCCCCAGCCAAGAAGCAGCCGCCGACGCUCGAGGAGAUCCUCCAGAGCGUUGGCCCCCCCCCGCGCAUCGCGCGCACACCCGCCCUAGCCAACCAGCCCACGUUUUUGGAGGUUCUUCAAAGCGUCGGCCCACCACCGCGCGUCGCACCCGCACGCUACCCCAGCCUACGGCCACGACCGCCAGAAAACCCCACGCCGCAGCAGACCGCAGGCCCCUCCAAGGGCCCCGCCGACGCACCGGCCAGCCCCACGGCCCCCAACCCGGAGGCUGUGGCCACCACAGACCCCACAGACACCGACCGCGCGCCCGCCGCGCCCGCGACAGCGGACCCCGGACCCGCGGCCACACCGACCACACGCCACGCCGCGCCGCAGCCGACCGAGGACCCUUCCAAGGGCCCCACCGCAGCUCCGGCCAGCCCCGUGGCCCCCAACCCGGGGGCCGCGCCCGCCGACCAGCACAUCGUCGCGCCAAUCACCAAGGCCCCAGCGCGGGCCCCGGACCAACGGCCGCGACCCCACGAACCCCGGAUGCAAGGCUGCCGUACAAAAAAUACAGCAGCACGCCAAAAGCGUACCAAAAAGAGCGGUGGUACACGGCAGCCUUGCAAAGACAAAGGGGAGGGUAGAAGAGAAACCUGCUUUCUCAACUACCCACCCCGAGUCGCCGCAACAAAAACACCACCGCGCCUGACUUCCCGCCGGCAGAGCACCGCGCCGCUCCACGCACGCCCACCAGACAACACCAGUCGUCGACUGUCGGCCCGCGGAGCCGACAAACCGGGGCGACGAAGUUGGAGAUUCGUCGCCUCAAAACAACGACCCACGCAGCAGCCCAAAGGACACCCGCACCCGCCCCCGCCGACUCCAAGGAGAAGACGGGCCUGGGCGCCGAGAUUGGAGACUCGUCGCCCGCCAACGAACCACGCACGCCCACCGGACCCGGUAGCACGCCAGGGAGGACGCCGAGAAGGAGCACUCGCAGCCCCCCCGCAACACUGCUGA